This is a messenger RNA of Amoebophrya sp. A25, 4947 nucleotides long. The record is from the annotation of a GenBank genome assembly. NCBI's taxonomy places the organism in Eukaryota, Dinophyceae, Syndiniales, Amoebophryaceae.
AGUAGUGACUACGUCGCUAUCGUGGUUAUGUCUUAGUUUGUAUGUCUAUUUCAUUUAUUCGUAUAUCAUGCUAGCGUAUUAUUACAGGUUUUAAUUAUAGAUGGAAACAAGGUCUUCUAGGAGCUGCACUAGACCCUCGAGGGUCACAGAUCUGUCCAUACUCCUAGGAUGGAGGGAGCCGGAGUGAUCACGACACGCGCUCUUUUCGCAGAAUAGUAGUAGCGUGACGCGGACGUAGGCGUUGUCUGCCCUCUGCGUUAUAGGGCUGCUCCUCUUUAGAAGAACUCCGCAAACGACUACCGUCUCUGUCUCCUCGAAUCACCUGCAACUGCCUUUCGUUAUACCAUAGCGAGCGUAAUUUCUUAGUAAAAAGCACAACGGACAGGGAAACGGAUACAAGGGAGGAGCCCUCGCUUUACGUACAAGCUGCAACCACGGAGCUCUCACUUGAGAAACUGCUGCUGCAACGAUGUCAGACGCACCAGUUGCCGUCGAUCUGCAUGGAUUCCAGUGUCCGCCUCCAUUAAGGGUUUCCGAAUUGCAUUCCUCACUACCAUUCCUGACUCUUUUCCUAGUAGAAAUGAGGCCAGGGAUUAUGUUCUAAAGAGUGUAGAAAUUCCGUAACCUCUAACUCCAGGCACCGUAGAGACUCCAGAUGAAGAGGGAGAGUUGCAUGGUCCACCUCCAGGUACCGCAGAGACUCCAGAUGAAGACGCGGGAGAUCAAAAAGAACAAACUCCUGCUCAGGAAGGGGAGCAAACUACAUCUCCAGCUCGUGCUGCUUCCAACGUGAAAACAACCGGCGCUGGCAGUACUAGUAAAGAUGGCAGUAAAGAACAACAUCAUGUGCAGGAAGGAGGGCAAACUAUCGCCAGCGUGAAAAGAACCGGCAGUACUAGUAAAGACGGAAGCAGCAAAGAAGUGGCUUCUUCCGGGGGAGGGCAGGAUGCGCUUGCCCUGUUACGUCAGCUCGGAGGCGACGAUGUGCUAGAGCAAAACAGUGGACCACUUGCCGGCACUGCAGCAAAUGUCUCUGCCGGUUCACGUGCUAGCUCUGCAGCUCAAACGAUGUCGGAUAUGUCUCCGACGAAAAUCGACAUUGAGAUACAGACUGCUCUGGGACUCUCCUCUGCAGGCGCAUCGAGUACUCUCUCGCAACUGAAUGAGCACCAGCUUUCAGCAGCAUCGCCUUUUCCUGGUCAAAUCCCGGACGAAGAAUCCAACAUUCCAGCUUUACCACCAGCAUCCUCGUAUCCCAAACAUCAGCGGUCCCUUGCACCCUCUACGAGGACAGGGAACUCAGAGGACAUGGACGCCUUAGAUCAGAUAUGGCUUGCAGCUGGCCUGGCUGGUUUCUAGUAGAAGGAGGCACCAAAGAACCAUCUUCAGGCUAAGAUGAAAACGAAAGAUGAAGUCGCGCAUGAUCUUACUUACAUAGAAGCACUUAGGGUCAGUCUAGUACCUUUACGCCUCCUGACUUGUAGAUCGCCCUUCCCUCGUCCUGUCUUUCAUCCCUCUAAGAAAUCCAGUAGUUGUCGAAAGCAGCAGUGCGAGUUCGAUCACCUGGUGCAACUCUAAUGGCGAUGCAGUACUGCGGUCAUCCCUAAAUGCCCGUUCGUCGUCAAGCCGCCGACAUAGGUCGCAACGUUUACUAAACACCGACAACAUGUUAAGGGUUGAAACAUUUCAUUUUUACAAGCCUUCUCCACUUGAGAUUGCUACUAAAAAAUGAAAUGUUUCAACCUUUAAACAUGCAAGAGGUGCUGAAGGCGCCACGGCGGAUGACGCACAGAAGCAACAUGCGGCACCUCACUAGGGUCGCUGCGGGUCACGCUGGGGAUGUCGUGAAAGAGGUCUUUGGCGAGAAAACUAGUGUUAUGGGUGUAGGGAAUUCAUCAUCUCCAAAUGAGUCAUCUGGAAGAGAACAUCAUCUCCAAAUGAGUCAUCUGAGAUAGAGCAAAAGACAAGAGGAAAAAGGGACCCAGAGGAUCCCUGAGAUGAAUUCCCGAUACCUCUAAUAGUGGCUUCAUCCUAAAAAAGAAGGAUCCAAUUGAAGCCGCGAACUACGAAAAAUUGUUUUCGGUAAGAUUUUUGUACCAGUUUUUUAUCUUUGAUGAUUUAUUUCAUCUUCUAGUUCUAGAAGAUUAUAGUUGGUUCGAGGAUUUUUACUAAGAGCAAGAGGUCGUCGUGUAGUACAUCUACUUCUACUAGUACUUCUAAGAACUAGGUUGUGAUAUAUUAGUCUUAGUGUUUCCAUUUUUCAUCACGACAAGCGAUAGCGAUUCAGAGAGUGCUGUUCAAGAGUUCUGCAAUCAUUUUUCACCGACAGGACAGCGCAGAUCCAUUGCAGAACUGGACACCACUCUAUGGCGGCCAGACGAAAGAUCCUGAGGGGAACGAGUACCUUAGACUCGAGAAUCUCACGAGUCAAGACUACGAAGCUGCGUACUAUCAUCCUCGGAUUUAUCAGUUUUUCGGAUGUUUGCCUUUUUUUUUAAUUUCUUCCUCGGUUUUUAAGAUUGAACUGCAUUAUACUAGUACCAUCAACAGACACCCUCUCGGUUUUUAAGAUUGAACUGCGUUUCGUUCCAUCAACGUCUUAGUUCUUUCAUCUACGUUCAACAUCCGACGUAGAGGCGAAGCAAGGUGCGUUCGAAAAUAUUGAUUUCACUUCAUGUGACACCUCUUCCGUAGAAGUAGUUCUUAGAUAGUAGUUUGACAUGUGUUACUAAGAAGUAUGUAGUUUGACAUGUUUUUAGUUGACAUAUCGUGUUACUAAUACUAAGUAUGUUUGACAUAUUCUUCUUAGUACUAGUAGUUUGUAUGAUUUGAUUUCAAUGGAUUCCUUACAAUCUUCCUUCGAUCUUCGAUCAAUCAUUCCCUUUCCCUAGAACGAAGAUGUUCCUCUUAGUACUAGUAGUUUGUAUGAUUUCAAUCAUCCUUAUUGUUAUUCCGAAAUCGCAGGUACGUCUUGGACUGCAAAAUUGGCGUGAGGACUUUCUUAGAGAGCGAAGCUAGAAACGAGAAAUUGAGGGAGGAUCUUUUCAUGAAGGCGGAGGCUUUAGCGCCUUGGCUUUUAACUGAUGAGGAGAUCGAGCGAGGGACGAUAACGAAAUUCAGGCACGAUCUUCUACACGAAACUCAUUCGUGAUCUUCUACGUAGUUUUUCAUCGUUCAGCCUAAGUAAAGAUAUUUUUAAACUGCACUACCUCUAUUGCGAGUUCCAAUUUUCUUGUGAAGUUUUUUUGGAUCAGGAGCAUUAUCGUUAUGGAUUUUCAUUUUGAUUCAUCUUCAACACUUUAUCUUCAAGACUUCUUCAUCUUCAUCUCAUCUUUUCCUUAGGUGGAUGACCAUUCACGAUUCGCAGACUACGACCAUCAAAGAAGGGUGGCGAAUCGAUGGUUGCGCUGGUAGUGGAACCAGCAUUACAAAGAGCGAACUGCAGAGAAAUAAGACGCGGGAAGACGCAAUCAAAUUUCUGAUUAAGGCUUGUUGUAGUUCCCCUAUUUUUUUUUAUCCCUCUCCAGGAAACGAAAGCUCAAAAGAACCGAGUUACUGGAUGAAAUAAGGGUCGUGAGCUCUAAUCUAAGCACAGUCUAUAUGGAUCUAGUUGCCCCGUCGACCGGUAAUGACGCAACUACGCCUGAACAAGGCGGGACAAAAGGACAACUGUCUUCAUCUAGUGAUGGACAACAACUACAUCAAGCUUCUUCAGCUGCUUCCCAACAAGAUCCUCCUACAACGACAACGCUGCUUGAAUCCGAAGGCCGUCCGCCCAAUAUGCGUGUGCUAUCAUCACCAUCUUCACCUUCAGCCUCAGACGCUGAUCCGAGUAGCAAGGGUUCUCCUCACAGUAUGGGUGUGAGAAAUGACGAUCAACAUAGAAGAACUGGACAUAUUUUUAACGGCAACGGUAGUACUGAAGGGGACUGGGAUAAGAAGAAGAUUAAAGAGGAGGAUGAAACAGAGGAUAGAAGCGGAGUUCCCUCUGGUGGCGAAGCAACUGGUGCACCUACAGGACAGGGAACAGAAGCAGAACUCGGAGAACCUGCACAAGAUAUUACGAACACGAACGAGAAGAAAGACAAAGAGAAAGUACCAAAGGAAAAUCCAAAUAGUAAAGUGGUAGAAAACGUCAGUGUCCGAGGACUUCCUGCAGAUGGGACACGGCAUGACCUGAGCGUUCCAGAGGGACAUGGAGCGUCGACAUUUAUGUUGAAGAUGAACGGUUUCGGUUUGUAAGCAUUUUCGAUUUGGUUUGAAAAAUAGCGAUUGAUGAUGAAUAAGUAGUGCCGCACUUGUCUACAGAUAGAUUUUACUAAGGUAUUGCUUGUUGCGUCAGUUGUCUCGACGUAUCUUCUGUUUUGAUGUUGCUCGCACUCCAUCAUGUGAAGUUCCAAGAUCUACAACCUAGUCAUCUGGUCUUCUCAACUACACCCUGGCUUCGUUCAUAGUUUCAGUCGGAGUCGGGGGAUCUUCGCUGAUGAAGGAUGUAGUUUAUGCUGUGAGGACAAGUAUUGCGAGCCGGUUAUUGCAGCGAAAGCGCGUGGGGAGUGAAACUGACCAAAAGAACGACGAUGGUGCUCACGGUCGGGACAUCUUCGCUGGAGGCAACGCGAACAUCGUACCAGGUAUGCCUUCGAAUGCGAGCGCUCCUGCUGGGCCCUGUCUCAAGAAUAUGUUAAGGGAGGUUCCCACAUUGCAUUCUGCUUCUGCACUUGCACGAACUACAUGGUUGACUUUUAUUUCUAAGAAGAAUAUGAAUAUCAUAUGGAAUCUUCAGGGAACAAGAUGUUGUAGUCCUGCACGAUGCACAUAUGUGGAAAUCUCAAAAUAAGCACGUCUUAAAAGGGAAUACGAAUGUGCAACGGGGGAAUACGAAUGUGCAACAGGAGUUCGAAACCGAGGAUAUUUUCGAUCACCUUCUUGCGGAGCUCGAGCAACUGA